Molecule: messenger RNA, 1497 nt
Organism: Bicyclus anynana (squinting bush brown)
Lineage: Eukaryota; Metazoa; Arthropoda; Insecta; Lepidoptera; Nymphalidae
Gene: Aven
Exons: 5
Coding region: 228-1409 (393 amino acids)
Biological process (GO): negative regulation of G2/M transition of mitotic cell cycle
Source: RefSeq, a predicted model, not a curated record
UAUAUUCUUUGUUGGGGACAAAUGACAAUUGACAUUGACAUAAUAAAAAAAAAUAUAUUAAAAUAAAUAACCUAGAAAAUUAAAAUGAAUUCAAAAUUUAAUUUUUAGAGUAUAAAUUGUAAUAUAAAAGCACAUUUUGUGACUGUGUGUUUGUGGUAUAGAUUAAGUUCUCUGUAUCAAUUGACUAAAACAGUCGUUGGAAAAGAAUCGGAAAGAAAGCGAACAAAAUGCCUGAAGACAGUAAGAAAAAUCAACAAAAAGGUAAAAAUGACCCCAAAGAUCAGAGGAAACGUCGAGGCCGCCAACAUACUGCUCAAGCUGAGGGAAAAGUUGAAAAGCAGCCUGAAGCACCUAAAGCCCCAGAAAAGCCAGCCUAUGAACCACCUCCACCAGAAUUCUAUCAAAACUUGAAGAGGGAAACCGAUGAGAUUCUCAAAAUUACUGAAGAAGCCAACAGUAAAUAUAAGAAGAAGGAAAUACAGAGCAAUUGGGCCAAAUAUGAGAUGCCAAUUGAGAGCUAUGAAGAAAUUGAUGAACAAGAGAACUUGGGAGCUGAUUAUGAGACCCUGAUACAAGCGCCUCUUACAGUUGGUGCACAUUUUCAAUUCAAACAUGAGAAAUCUUGGGACAUUUCCACAAGUCCUUCGCCAUAUGACAAAUAUUUUGACAUAAACAUGGAUAACUUGUUCAUAGCCCUCUCCACCAUACCGUUUUACGAACGAAACAGCAUUGAUACAUCAAUCUUCAAUGAGACUGAUAUCCAAAAUAUGGAUCAUAGAGCAAAUAAAUUAUACAAAUAUAAAUACUACAAUGAUAAGAAAUUUAUCUCACCAGCAAUAGAAGCUAGCGAGAAAAUCCAGAAUCUAUUAAAAUCAAAUGAUAAAGAUGAUGAAAUAGAGUCUGAUGAUACUUUAAGAACCAAAAGUGAUGAAACACUAAAUCAACUUAAAGAUAUUAAAUUAGAAGAAUGUGAAGAACAUGAAUAUAAUAAAGAUAUUAAAGAUGAUAAUCAAGAAAACACUGUUGCUAUUAAAGCACCAAAUACUACUAUUGAUGAACCUGUACAGUGUCCAAAAUCAGUAUCUGCAGAUAAUUUUGACUUAUCUAAUGAUACAAACAAAACAAUAAUACAAGAAGACAAGGAAACAAAAACAAAUAAGAUUUGUGACACUGAUAAAAAGAGUGAUGAAAAUAAAAUCACAUUCAAUGAACUUAAGAAUGACAAAGUUAAAACAGCACCUGAAUCUGAAAGUAAACUGGUUGUUUCGAAACCAGUUGAUAGCUUACCAAAGGAAAAGGAAUCUCUCAAAGCAUCUAGUCCUCAAAAAGAUGGCAAUUCUGUACAAAAUCCUGUAAUAGAAUCCCCUGAAGACCUUGAAAAGUGGCUCGACGACUUUUUAGAUAGUUGAAGCAGAUAUUUAUUUACUUCUGUGAUAUUGUGUGCUUGUACAUUAUAUUAUUUAUAUUAAAGGUGUAAAUUAAACGAUAUUUAAAUUA